GGUCCCAGCCCAGAUCGUUUGCUCGGAUCCGAAAGGUGCGGUGCCCGGUCGCAAACGAUGCGAGGCAUGCAACGUGCAUCUACGUUGCAUUACGUUAAUGACUUGUUUUUUUUAUGAGUAGUGCUAAAAGUGUACGAUCUGUGGCGUGGUGCGUGCAGACAGAGAGGGGGCUGUAAGGUGUGUAUCGGAUGGGUCUGUGGCCGUGUGUGGGGAAACUCCAUACUGCGCCGGUAGAGUGCACUCCGCUCAUGACAGAUCCGGUUUCCCUCUUGUAAAUGAAGUGCGCGCAGGGCACCCAAACCGCACCGGCUCUGAGGUUGGAAAAGCUCCCUGUGCUCGCUUUCCUCGCCGGUGACAGUGUUUGAAUGCGGGGAUCCGCUGCCUGACCGCCAGUGUGGGUUUCGGGAAAGCAUCGGAGGACACAUUGGUCUAAGGAUGGAAGUAUGGGUGAAGUUGACGCUUCUGUGCGGCUGCUGCUUCGGAGCGAUCGCGGACUUUGACGGCAGGUGGCCCCGGCAGAUGGCGUCCUCCAACGGCCUGUGUCGCUACGGAGCCCGCAUCGACUGCUGCUGGGGAUGGACGCGGCGAUCGUGGGGACACUGUCAGCCUCUCUACGUCUUAACACACAGAAUAGUCGGGAUAAGGUGUCAUCCUCAAGCCCUGUGCCCGCACGGCUGUAAGCACGGCGAAUGUGUCGGACCCGACAAGUGCAAGUGCUUCCCCGGCUACACUGGCAAGACCUGUAACCAAGAUGAGCAGGAGUAUGUAACUCCUCCAGUUUGGGACGGACACCCUCCCGUCUUUUUCCCCGUGGACCUCCCGCCAGCAGGGGUCCUUCCUCCACAGGACCUGAACGAGUGCGGCCUGAAACCUCGACCCUGCAAACACCGGUGCAUGAACACUUACGGGAGCUACAAGUGCUACUGCCUCAACGGCUACAUGCUGCUGCCCGAUGGCUCCUGUGGAAAUGCACGUACCUGCGGCAUGGCCAACUGUCAGUACGGCUGUGAGGUGAUGAAGGGGGAGGUGAGAUGCCAGUGCCCAGCGCCAGGGUUACAGCUGGGGCCCGACGGCAGGACCUGUGUAGAUGUGGACGAGUGUGCCGCGGGACGGGUGGUGUGUCCGCGCUUCCGCAAGUGCGUCAACACCUUCGGGAGCUACAUCUGCAAGUGUCACGACGGGUUCGAGCUGCAGUACAUCAACGGCAAAUACCAGUGCACGGAUGUGGACGAGUGUGCCACCGGCCAGCACCACUGCUUCCGUUCAUCCGUCUGCUACAACACACCAGGGUCCUACAAGUGCAAGUGCAAAGAUGGCUUCCGCGGGAUUGGCUACGACUGCAAACCUAUUCCCAAGGUGAGCAUUGACCCCCCCAGACCAGGGAAAAACCCCCCGAACAACAAGAUCCCAGACUACAACGAUAAGAAGCCACCCAACACCGUCCGUCCGCCCGCCACGCCCAAACUGAUUACCACCACCACCACCAGCACUCCCAGUACCACCAAGAAGCGGAUCAUUCCCACCCCCAAGCCGCCCAUAGUCACAGUCAGACCGGCGGUUCCCACGCAGAAGCCGGUGGUCCCGACCCGUCGUCCCCCCACCCCCACCCUCGCCCCCACGCCCCCCCGCAAGGUCCCAGUGCCCCCCACUCGGCCAGCCCCGACUCCCAAGAGCACCACGGUGGACAACAGCAUCCAGAACGAGGUCACCUCGAAGCCCAGAGGGGAUGUUCACAUUCCUCGGAAUCAGGGCCAAAACAACGUUCUGGGGUUCGAUUACGACAUCGAGUUGGGGAACACCGCAGAAGAGGCACACGACGACCCUGAUGCCGGUUUCCUGAGCUGCACCUUCGACGACGGGAUCUGCAGCUGGAUCAGCGACAAGGAAGGGGACCAGCACUGGGAGACCACGGAGGACCCCUCGGGAGGGAAGUACCUGACCAUCCCUGAGGUGUGGGGCCGGCGGAGUGGGCGUGGGGCGCGGCUCGUCAUCCCGCUGGUGGCGCCCUGGGAUGCCGGCGACCUCUGCCUGUCGUUCCGGCACAAGCUGUCGGGGCAUCACGUAGGCGUCCUGCAGGUCUUCCUGAGGAAGGCCCAGCAGCACAGCCCGGCUGUUUGGGGCCGCACAGGGGGCCAUGGCUGGAGGCACACGCAGAUCACCCUGUGGGGUGUCGGCUUGGAGAGCGUGAUCCUGAAGGGCGAGCGGGGGAGGAACCGGAGCGGUGAGAUCGCGCUGGAUGACAUAAGCCUCCGGAGAGGCGCCUGCACGGAGGAGCAUAGCCCGAGGAGACUGUAAUGUGGGGGGGGGGGGGGGGACUCCAAAAAUAAAAACAAAACAAAGAAAAAAAUGCAACACUGCCCCCCUCGCCUGUAUACCCCGAGCCCCUGCAGGCCGAAGAUGCCGCAUUCAGCCGAAAAGAAAAGGAUGAUGUCAAGCUUCAGGCACUCUGCCCCAGCCCCCAGCCCCCA
This is a messenger RNA of Brienomyrus brachyistius, 2468 nucleotides long. RefSeq names its product nephronectin a (gene npnta). Gene Ontology annotation, cellular component: membrane. Gene Ontology annotation, molecular function: calcium ion binding. The record is from RefSeq and is a predicted model, not a curated record. The transcript has 14 exons. The coding region runs from base 436 to 2295 and encodes 619 amino acids. Lineage: Eukaryota; Metazoa; Chordata; Actinopteri; Osteoglossiformes; Mormyridae.